Mercenaria mercenaria is the source of this 14002-nucleotide messenger RNA. Its product is annotated as voltage-dependent calcium channel type A subunit alpha-1-like. Gene Ontology annotation, cellular component: membrane; voltage-gated calcium channel complex. Gene Ontology annotation, molecular function: calcium ion binding; high voltage-gated calcium channel activity. Lineage: Eukaryota; Metazoa; Mollusca; Bivalvia; Venerida; Veneridae. Bases 364 to 8529 code for a protein of 2721 amino acids. Gene Ontology annotation, biological process: calcium ion import across plasma membrane; chemical synaptic transmission. The record is from RefSeq and is a predicted model, not a curated record. The transcript is spliced from 49 exons.
UGGAUAAAAAUGUGUAUAAAAUGCCACGUCAAGUACUGUAGACGCGCUGCAAGAACGGAUUCUGAUCACCGACGAUGAGAUACAUAAAGAUUUUUUUGUAUUUGAUAGUGCAGUGUCAAUGAAUUGUGCGUAAAAUUCUGGGAAUCGAAUGAAAUAAACCAUUUUGCUUCAAAAUACACUGCAAGUUUAAUAGACAGUAUUCAGCAUUACCCAAAAGAAACAGACGCGAAAUAUGUUACAAGUUACUGUGAAGAUGCCCGUGAAAUGCAGGGAAGAUUUUUAUGAUGCACUAGAUUGAUGUAAUUUCAUUUGCAAUAGCACUCCGAUAUUCCAUGACCGGAUGCAGAACUGGAAAUUUGGACCAUGUUUUCAGAACCUAUAAACUACAUUACUUCCGUUUUCCGCGGUCUAAUGGGAAAUAAUCCUAAUAAUGAAGAAACGCAUGAGCUCGAAAACCAGUCACACGAUCAGUCUGAGUUACGUGAUCACUCAGAGGCACGUGACAAAACAUUUUCAGCAAGUGCAUCAACGCAGACACAGAAUACAGUAGAAUUACAGGAACUUAAUGUCAGUAAGCUAAGGGAGACAAACUUCGGUAGAGAUGCUGAAUACGAUGAAAGAGUUAAUGAAAUGCUUGCAGAAGUUACCAGCAGAGAGACUGGUUACUCCUCUGAUACGGACAGUUAUGAAAAUAUUUCUCUAAAUAAUGACGAAGCAUAUGAAGAUGCAUUUAGCCGUAACUCUGAUAUUAGGGAGAGUGGCACUAGACGACGACAUGUUGCUGGACCCAGAGUCCUCACCGCGGACGAAAUUCAAAUAGAAUACGACAAGUCACGUGAUCAGUCUUCAUCUCUGCCUGGUGAUAUACAACAAAACGGAGAAGGGAAAUUUCGAAAUGCUGCAUAUGCUCUAAAUCAAACAAAAGAAACUGAUAUACGCAGUAGCUCUAUAGAGGUUGAUUCGGAUGGUCCUGCAGGCACGUGCCAGAUUAACAAGGGUUUCGUUGAUGAUGAAACAGUUACAUCUCAAGCCCAUCUGGAAAAAUUGGAUGUAAUAAAACCACUCCCAAAUAUCGCUUCAGUCUCAAGAAUCAUGAUGGGAGCAAAAGAAGCAAGGAGUAGGUCUGACAAUAGUAGUCAUGUAGAAGAGGGUGAAGCAAAUAGUACGGACUUACCUAAACGAAAAUUUAGCGCAGCAGCAGAAUGGUCAAAACUCGCAGAGAAUCAUGCAAUACUACAUUCAGGUGGAUCCACUACAAGCUUUCUUUCAACAAAUCCAACCGUGGCCGCCCGUUUGACUGAAUCAUACCAAAGAGCUAAACAAAGGGUUGCCUCGAGAAGGCCCACCUUUUAUGACGUAUUGCGCAAAAUUCAUGCACAGAAAUUAGCAAGGAAAUUAAGGUCUUUUAUUGACCACAAUGUGGAGUCGUCUUUUCAGUUUAAACAACCGAAAUAUUACAUGCAUGAUUCCAGUUCUAGUGACGAGGAUUUCGUACCAAGAGAUCCGUACAGUACAGUUACAAGGAAGAGAAAAUGGUAUGAGCGAAAACCGAAAACGGGCAGUGAAAGAUUGAUGCAAAAUAAAUUCUUUGCAAAUGCAAGAUUGCGGUAUAAAGCCCGGACAAUGAUCGGUGCGGCCGGAAGUCGCCACCAACGGCGACGAGCGUCGCUUGCGGUCUCGGCGCUGAGUGGCGGUGGGAUGUAUAGCCCUAUGGAACAACUACGAGAAUUAGAUGAAAAUGGGCCCCGACCACCGCCUAGUCGGCGCCGGGCUUGUGAUACUUCUGACUUCAAAUCUUGUGCUAUUCUUCAAACGAGACUCAAGGAAGUUAAACGCUACCCCGAAAUGGCAUCUUUCACUGGAAUGAAUAGAGAAGAUAUGACGGGACCCGUGGAUGGAACCCUGGGUCAGGCCACCAGUCGGGCUGCACAUCUUAGUCUUCCGGGAUUCGGGGGUUCAAAUACCCGGUCCUUGUUUAUAUUCAGCGAAGAAAAUUUUAUACGGAAGUAUGCGAAGAUCAUCAUUGAGUGGGGGCCGUUCGAGUAUAUGGUGCUACUUACUAUCAUUGCCAACUGUGUUGUCUUAGGUCUAGAAGAACAUUUACCACAGCAUGAUAAAACUCCUCUAGCUGAACAGUUGGAGAAGACAGAAUUGUACUUUUUAAUAAUAUUUUGUGUAGAGGCUUUACUAAAGAUCGUAGCAUUAGGUUUCAUAUUACAUCGUGGUUCAUAUCUACGCAACGUUUGGAACAUCAUGGAUUUCGUAGUCGUAGUAACAGGGUUCAUUACCAUAAUCGCCUCUAGUACAUUAGAUUUACGGACCUUGAGGGCGGUCCGUGUGUUACGUCCCCUGAAACUGGUGUCGGGUAUACCAAGUUUACAGGUGGUGCUGAAGUCUAUUAUACGUGCUAUGGCACCAUUGCUCCAAGUCUGCCUUCUCGUGUUCUUCGCCAUCAUCAUGUUUGCCAUUAUAGGGCUAGAAAUUUAUAAUGGUGCAUUCCACUUCGCCUGCUAUAGGCUUGACUCUAGGCCUAGCAAUGACGAAUCGGAUAUUUAUAUAGGAGAAGAAGAUAGUGUUAGACCUUGUAGUUCUAAAGACAGUGGUAGCGGUUAUACUUUAGGAGGUUUUAGGUGCCAAGAAAACGUUUCAGAAUGCCGGCCAUAUUGGCGCGGCCCAAACUAUGGAAUAACUAGUUUUGACAAUAUUGGAUAUGCAAUGUUGACAGUUUUUCAAUGUUUUACAAUGGAAGGAUGGACUACAAUAUUGUAUAAUACGAAUGACGCGUGUGGAAAGUACUUCAAUUGGAUUUAUUUCUACCCUCUCAUUAUUCUCGGAUCAUUCUUCAUGCUCAACUUAGUACUUGGUGUUCUUAGUGGUGAAUUCGCCAAAGAGAGAGAAAGAGUAGAAAAUCGUAGAGCAUUUUUCAAAUUACGUCGUAGGCAGCAAUUAGAUAGGGAAUUAAAUGGAUAUCUUGAGUGGAUCUGCAAAGCAGAGGAAGUUAUUUUAAAUGAAGAAAGAACAACAGACGAAGAAAAGAUUAAAAUCAUAGAAGCUCGGCGGAGAGCAGCAGCAAGAAAGAUGAAGCAGUUGCAGGAUGGAAAAUACAACGAUGAUGACAAUGACGACAACAAUGAAGACGAUUUAUUAGGAGAUCUAAAUAUAGGCAAUGCUCUUGGAAGGAAUUUCCGUGGAAGGAGAACAACAGGGAAAUAUGCCACGUUUUGGAAAGCAGAAAAACGGUUAAGAUAUGCUGUCCGUCGAGCAAUCAAAAGUCAAGCAUUUUAUUGGACUGUGAUAAUUCUUGUUCUUUUAAACACUGUUUCUGUGGCCUCAGAACACUACGGACAACCGCAGUGGCAUACACAAUUUUUAUAUAUUACAGAAUUUUUAUUUCUGGGACUUUUUAUGAUGGAAAUGAUCAUCAAAAUGUACGGCCUUGGAGUGCGUACAUAUUUCCAGUCUUCGUUUAAUAUAUUUGACUGUGUUGUGAUAGUUGGUAGUAUAUUUGAAGUUAUAUGGUCCGAGUUUAAGGAGGGUGCUUCUUUUGGUAUUAGUACUCUCCGUGCUCUUCGGCUGCUCAGAAUUUUCAAAGUCACAAGGUAUUGGUCAUCAUUGCGUAAUCUAGUCAUCUCGUUGUUACACUCCAUGCGCUCCAUCAUCAGUCUCUUAUUCCUGCUCUUCUUAUUUAUCCUUAUAUUUGCCUUACUUGGGAUGCAGCUAUUCGGGGGAGAGAUGAACUUUGAAGAGGGGCGUCCUGCAAGUCACUUUGAUACAUUCCCUAUAGCUCUGUUGACAGUUUUCCAGAUAUUGACUGGAGAAGAUUGGAAUGAAGUGAUGUACUCUGGUAUACGAUCAGGCGGUGGUAUAGAAGGAUAUGGAAUGGUGUUUUCUUCAUAUUUCAUUAUACUUGUUGUCUUUGGCAACUACACACUGCUGAAUGUAUUCUUGGCUAUCGCCGUCGACAAUUUAGCAAAUGCCCAGGAAUUAACGGCGGAUGAAGAGGAUUCAGAGGUCGCACGCGAGGAGAUUAUCAGCAUGUUGAACGAAUCGGUUUCAAUGAAUCUGCGGCGUGAUGAGAUAGGAAAAGCAAUGGAGAACCACUUUGGUACCCAACCUGGAGGGGGUCCCCCACCAAUCAACAUAUGCCCACCGUCUCCACAAAAUAAUGAUGAAACAAAAAUUGGAAACUUUGCGUAUAUAUCUUUCAGUAAUACAAAAUUGGACACGAACUUGAGCCAGAACAACCUGAAAGACAACUUGAACAAAGAAGUGAUGGUUAAUAUGCGCAGUGGCGGUACACCUAACAGGGACAGAGAAGUUGAAUCAACAAGAAGCAGUAGUAUCGACCUACCACGUCAGAACACCAACGCCAGUCAGGAUGAGCCAGGUUUUGGCCAACCGAAACCUAUGUUACCAUACAGUUCCAUGUUUAUUUUUGGGCCUACAAAUCCGAUACGUCGAUUUUGCCAUUUUGUUGUCAAUCUCCGUUACUUUGACCUGUUCAUCAUGAUAGUUAUAAGUGCGAGUAGUAUCGCUCUAGCUGCCGAAGACCCAGUGGACGAACACUCUGAACAUAAUAACAUACUCAACUACUUCGAUUAUGUUUUCACUGGUGUUUUCACAAUAGAACUCAUUUUGAAGGUUGUGGAUUUAGGUAUCAUCCUCCAUCCUCGAGCUUACUGCAGAGAUCCAUGGAAUAUUUUAGAUGCUACUGUCGUUAUCUGUGCCCUCGUUGCCUUCUUUUUCACUGACAGCGCCGGGAAGAAUCUUAAUACGAUCAAAUCUCUGAGGGUUUUGAGAGUUUUACGGCCACUGAAAACUAUUAACAGGGUACCGAAACUCAAGGCUGUAUUCGACUGUGUUGUGAACUCAUUGAAGAAUGUGUCCAAUAUUCUUAUUGUGUACAUGCUGUUCCAAUUCAUUUUUGCGGUGAUUGCGGUUCAGUUAUUCAAGGGAAAGUUUUUCUACUGCACAGACGAGUCAAAAGAAACAAGAGAAGAAUGCAAGGGCCAGUACUUUUCUUACGAAGAUGGUCCAGAUUCACCUUCGGUUGAAGACCGACAGUGGCGUCGGCAAGACUUUCACUACGACAACGUGAUGUAUGCCAUGUUAACACUGUUUACAGUCACAACCGGAGAAGGAUGGCCAGCUGUGUUGAAGAAUUCGAUGGACUCUACGUUUGUAGACCAAGGUCCACAACCAAAUUACCACAUGGAGAUGGCGGUGUUUUAUGUUGUGUUUUUCAUUGUCUUUCCAUUCUUCUUCGUGAACAUCUUCGUCGCUCUCAUCAUCAUUACAUUCCAAGAACAGGGAGAAAGUGAUCUAGGCGAUCAGGAUUUAGAUAAAAAUCAAAAACAAUGCAUUGAUUUCACGAUGAAUGCUAAACCAUUGUGUCGCUUUAUGCCAAAGAACAAAGGAUCUUUCAAGUACCGGGUAUGGAAAUUGGUAGUUUCUCCAAAAUUUGAAUAUUUGGUGAUGACCCUUAUCGCCUUAAACACCGUGGUUCUUAUGAUGAAGUUUAAUAAUCAGCAAGAGUUUGAGAAUAAGUACCGGGAGCGGUCAACAGAGAAUGGACAUCCCAAUAUCGCUGACCAAGGGUCCUUUUAUGAGAAGGUUCUCAUAUCAAUAAAUAUAGUCUUCACGGUGCUAUUUACCAUAGAAUGUAUUCUAAAACUAUUGGCGUUUGGAAUUAAGAAUUACUUCCGCGAUGCCUGGAAUAUAUUUGACUUUGUGACCGUGUUGGGGAGUAUUCUGGACGUCAUGAUAAAUGAAUUUGGGGAGCGUGUAGCAGAAAUGGUAACUGGCAAGGAACAGGGUGAUUAUGUAGGCUUUAACGUUGGUAUAUUCCGAUUGUUCCGAGCUGCGCGUUUGGUGAAGCUUCUCCGCCAAGGGUACACUAUACGGUUACUUCUUUGGACAUUUUUACAAUCAUUUAAGGCCUUGCCGUACGUUUGUCUGCUCAUCUUGAUGUUGUUCUUCAUCUUCGCAAUCAUUGGCAUGCAAAUAUUUGGAAACAUCAAACUAGACUCUGAAACUGACAUAAACAGGCAUAACAAUUUCAGGAGCUUUUUUCAAGCACUUAUGUUAUUAUUCAGAUGUGCGACAGGCGAAAACUGGCAGCAGAUUAUGUUAUCAUGUCUCAGUAAUCGACCAUGUGACCCAAUGUCUAAUAUGGGGUCAAAUGAGUGUGGCCUUGACUUCGCAUACGGAUACUUUGUAGCAUUUAUAUUCUUCUGCUCUUUUCUUAUGUUGAACUUAUUCGUUGCUGUCAUCAUGGAUAACUUUGACUACCUGACACGUGACAGCUCCAUACUCGGUCCCCAUCAUUUAGACGAAUAUAAUCGUGUAUGGGCUGAAUAUGACCCUGGCGCCACAGGCCGAAUACAGUACACUGAUAUGUAUGAUAUGCUACGAAAUAUGGAGCCGCCGGUAGGGUUUGGAAAGAAAUGUCCGUACAGAUUGGCAUACCGUAAACUUAUCAGAAUGAAUAUGCCAGUGGCUAUGGAUGGAACAGUACAUUUUACAACAACACUUUUUGCCCUUAUCAGAGAAUCUCUUGGAAUCAAAACGUCUAUAACUGAAGAAAUGGACAAAAAGGAUGACGAAAUGCGGGAGGUUAUACAACGUCUGUGGCCUGUGCAGGCCAAGAAGCUUAUUGAUCUACUAGUACCACCAAAGGAAGAAUUAAACGAAGGGAAAAUGACGGUUGGAAAGAUAUAUGUUGGCCUCCUUAUUUCUGAGAACUGGAAAGCCUAUAAGGCUAGUCAACUGAACGGACAAACUACUAGAAAGGAAGUCUUGGAUGAGCCCCCUGAAAAUGACGAGCGGCCGCCAUCUUUGUUCAAGCGCCUUAUGGGCGUCAUGAGGACGCCAUCAGGUCGCUCAAGCCAGAGCAUUGAUUCCGAUCAUUCUGGAGACGAGGACACUCAUAGUUCCGAAUAUGACAAAACACAUCGUCACCGUUCUUUCAGUUUUCUCCGUCGGAACAGCAGUAAACGUCGAAACCGAGGGGGAGGUGGACAUGGGCAAGAGUUAGGCAGCAUGCAGACACGGUACAUACGCUAUGGAGGGUUGCACGGUUACAUAAAUGACUCGUUCUCAACUGAUGAAACCGGAAAUACCACUGAUGAUAGGUCAUCUGGUAUCUAUGUCGUGUCAGAACAUUAUAAGUCAUUAGACAAGCAUCUUGACUUUUCACACGGACUGCGUCCAGAGCAUGCUGGUCACGGUAUACCACGACCGCCGUCAGAGACAAGUCAUAUAAGUCAGCAGAGUCCCUCUUUGCCUACAACACCUGUUACGCCACGAUCCCCGUUGUUGAACCAUAGGAGCCCGUUUGAGUCUCCAGCCACCUCUCCGGGCCCCUUUCGGAGGUCUACUUCGCCAAGAAGAAAUCAGAUUGAUGUUGGCUUCGCUUCGGCUGUAGCAAAUAUAUGUGAACAAGCGCACGAGAUUGUUGAGCAAGAGCGUAGAAAACAUAAAGCUCCGGCACGACACGAAGACAGCAUAAGUAUACCAAACUCACCGCAGCUUCGUAGUAGACCGCGACUGAAACAGCAACGGCCGCCAUUGAUGCCUCAACCACACGUCAUGGGAUCACCACUUCCUAGUCCCCAGCCGCGCAUCAGAUCGGAAAUGUAUCGCUCCACAUCUUUAGAAACGAGAUCUAGAUCGCCAUCACCUAAUCCCACCCCAUCUUCUACACCUAUGAAUGAGUAUUACGGAGGCUCGAAUCUAACCGACCGUUCUAGGAGUCCAUCACCAGUGAGUAGUCCUGUGAAUACACCACCAAAACGUUCGACACGGAAGUUACCUAUGGCUCCAGUACAACCCACCAAGCCUUCUACGCUGAAUCUUGCUCAACCCAAGCUCAAAGAGAACAUGCCGCGUGUAAUGCCUUCCCCUACUAUCCGUCAGCCUUCCAAAAGCCCAGGAAGUAUUAACUUUCCUAGAUUAAAUACUUCUCCGACACGCAAACCUAAAUUGAAUAUAGCCCCUGUGCCGCAUAAUAUUCCUCCGCCAGGAAAACUUGGACGCCCCGAACCUUACAGUCCAACUGAAAGAAACAAUUUGAAUAAGAUAAGUGAUCCACGGGACAGACCCGGUCAAACUAGGUCUCUCCCAGGUCAUUACAGUAGGCGACCAAAUGUGCCACCGAAUGACAGUGGAAAUCGCGUUUCACGUCACUCACCAGACUUUAAUAGAGCACGUGAAAACGAAAGAACUAGACAUCUUCCGAACAGACAUAUGGAUGAUUCGCGACAUGUUCCGAGUAGACAUUUUGAAGAAACAAAUCAUGGAGCCAGUUCUGGCCGAGGUCGUAGUGAUAGGUCGCGUGAACGGAUGCAUUCUAAUCCAAGUCAUAAUAAUCAAGGACACACACCGCCGCGGUCGCCUAGACCUCAAGCACAUGUUCCAAACGGAUAUAAAAGAAACGGUAAUAGAAAACAAGACAAAAUGGAACUCAGAAGUGAUAGCAAUGUUCCUUUAACUAACGAUUCUGAUGACGACGAUGAGGAUUGGUGUUAAUAAAAUGUGUUUGUAUUAAUUAAGGUAAAUGGCGUUACUUAAAGUUCGGUGUCAAUAAACUGUAACAAAAAUGUCUAGUACUGCCACUUCAUCACAGCAUUUCCAGAUAAAUAUUCGUACAACAAGCAUCCUAAUACGUGUCAUGCUUUGCUCAAACAUGUGACAUACUUAGCUUCUAGUUAGUGUUUAACUCUUAUCGGUCUUUGUGUGGAUACCUGGGAACUUAACUUUUCUGUUCAGAAUUAUUAUCUAUACAAGUACAAGAGCUUCCCUACUGCUGGAUAAGUAUUCCCGUCGAUAACGAAUUUGCAACUUAUAAAAAACACAAGCAAAGUGAGAUUUUAAAGGACUUGUAUUUACUGUCAUAUGCAUGAAUAUGUAUCUGUAAGGAUGUCACCUUAGUUUAAACAAAAUGCGUUUUUUCAUUACUAAAGUAUUUCUUCCUGUUACCUCACUUUAUACUCGUUCCACAUUGCUGGAGUGUUGUUAUAGAUUCUUUGUUCUUGUUUUUGUUCUUUAUUUUUUCUUCUAUAAUUUUAUCAAGUUGAAAUUUUAUACACUGUUGACAAAGUUUUUGUUAUGUGGUUAUCAAAAGAAAAGUAAUACUUUUUGCCAGUUUUGCACUAUAUGUAUGCGAUAAUAUAAAAUUGGUGUAUAAUGAGACAAAUAUUACAUACAAUUGAUUAAGGGACAUGACUCAAAGUGUCGACUGCAAUAAAAUGUAUCAUUUUUAGACAAAAGCAUCAGUUUAUAUUAUUUAAAAUAAUAAUUUAUGUGCAUGACUUAAAGUACAGCUAAGUUGAACAGAAAAAACAAAGAAAAAUAUCAAACAGGGAAUGCCACGCACCAAAAACGCAGCCUCCCCAAAACGAAAGCCAUGUCUACAUAUGUUUCAGACUGUAUGAAUAUGGAUAUUUCUUUUAAACUUUUAUUCUGCAAAUACCGCAAAAGGGGAGGUCAACCGUAAGCUAAAAUACCUUCCUGUCCAAUUCGUCAAUUGCUAUUUUGUAAAUGUCUCAUGAGUCGCUGAAAUAAAAUAUGUUUAAACUAAUUACCAAAACAAAAAGCAACAGCUUAAUUUUCAAAAUAUACUACAUAACACACGGGGAAUGCCCCUUUAAGUACAAUAUAUAUUGUCGAGACGUUUUAGAGAAUUCUGUUAACAUUUUAUUUCAUAUGAUAAUAUAUGCAUGCCUGAAUGUAACAAACAGUAGCUCAAAUAUUUGAAGGGAAGAUAACACACAGAUAAUAUUAGACACAUUAGUAUGGAUAUAUUGAAGAAACAUAAUUCCAUUUUAUCUCACAAUCAUUUGUAAUUCUAUUAGACUGAGUGUUUUAUUUGUUUAUUAUUUUUAAUCAAGAUGUUUUAAUAGGAAUAGAAGUAAAGUACGUGAUAUAGCCUGAUAAAGAAAACUUGUAUGUUGAAUUACAAAGUUCUGUCCAUCUAUUGUUAAAUGUGUUGAUCUAGUUUUACAGUGUCGAGUAGUUGGUUAACUUUCCCGACAGAACUUUGUCAUCUACUCGACAGUAGACAUUGGAAAUCUAUAUCUAUAUCAUAUUGCCAGAACAUGUCUCCAGCUUCCGUUUCUAGCCGAAAAGUGUAGGAUUUCUGAUAUCUUUGCUUAGUCUAUGUUCAACCAUAAUGGUGGUCAGUGUGCGUUAGGUAUAUAAUAAUUUAUAUACCUCCUAUCUGAGUAUUAAAAUGUAUAUGGCUAGUACACGUUUAUGAGUUUCCAUUCCAUAGCAUGCUGGGACCGAACCUUUGAAAGUCUGCGAUGAAGUCAUGGACUUCAAAUCUUAUACAUGCUCAUUUCUUCCACAGCGUUACAGAUUCGAUAAAUCUUGGCAUAAUUGCUAAAUUGUUUUUAAAUUAGUUUACGGCUUUACAGUAGAUAUAUUAUAAGCAAGCUAUUGUAAGCAAUGUUUCGAGAAACAUUGCAAGUCGUAAAGAGUCUCAAAAAAAGAUAACUAAAAAUAUACAAAUAGAUCUGUAUAACAUUUUUAAUAUUAAACAUGCAGAGCUAUAUGAGUUCUUGAUUGCCCUUAUUAAGGUAGAAGGUCCACAAUGAAAAUCGGCGAUUUCUGUGCGAUUUACGUAUUCUACGUGUUUACUUUCGGCAUCCCUCGGUUGUUACGGAAAAUAACUACAUUUACUACUUUACAACAGAAGAAUACCGAAAUAUCAGACAAGAAUACUAUAUCGCACGGAAAUUGCCGGUUUUAAUUACGGGUCCAUUGCCUUUAAUACAUUUAGUGGAAGUACUUCCCAAUAGCUAUCCUGAAGGCAAUAAUGACAAAAACGCAGAUACAAGGUUUUAGAAAUGUGUAUUUCUUUAUCAGAACAUUGAUCUGGCUUCCUUUUCUUUAUUUAAACUAUUGUUUUACAAGUCAAAAUACAAUAUUUUUUUAUUUUUUGUAAAUUUACAACACUGAAUGUAUUAGUGAAUAUGACUGACCUUCAAACAGUAGAUAAUUCCGAGUUUUGAACUAAGUCUUUUUUUCCAAAAUCUUUUGUUCUUCCGCCUGUAAGUCGCACAACAAUGCAAGCGGGAGAAUAUCACAACUUUUAUAUAAUCCUAUCUAUUGCCAGUUGUAUUAUUAUUGACUAUAUGAUUGUUAUAUGUAAAUACUCAUCGUUAACAUUAAAACUUCUAGUCUAAUAAAUAUUAAAUAUGUGUACAUGUGUACAAACUUUAUUGAAUGUAUUAUUAUAUGAAUUUCAUGUAUAAACACAUUCCAGUGGCUUGCUAUUAUGAUGAUGUUAAUAUAAACAUCCAUAUAAACUAUAUUUAAAGUGUAUUUCAAGAUCCUCCUUAGGUUUUUUUUUCAGACGUUAAAGGGGUAUAGCCUCUCUCCAAAUUCUUUGAAAUUUAGACAAAAAAAUCUUACUUAUUGUAAAUAACAUUAAAAAAGGAAACCCUAUUAAUGAGUUCUAGGAUCUCUUUGAAUAUCGCGUGCACACAUAGAGUAUAAAAUUUGAGAUGCAUGCCAAAAAAAAUGUAACUUGAUAUAUUAUGACGAAAAUUUAAAAUAAAAUGCUACAUCAACCUGUGUAUGUCGUAAACUUAAAAUAAAUAUGUUUCUAUGUAGAUUUUAAGAUGUAAGGUUUUAAUGCUACAUACUUAUAAAUGCAUCAUAAACAAUGUAUGCACAUGUUAUAUCACAAAAGUUAGUACCUAGAAAUGAAAUAUCUUAAUGAACAGGUGAACAUAACACGAGCACAUCAAAAAUAGUGAAACUGUUGAAAUCUCAAAGUGGUCAAAAACUCGGCUAUUAUAUGAUGGGAAUUCAGAAGUCAUUGAUAUUCUAUACGAACAAUGUACUCAUUGUGUGUUUCAGGACGGUGUUAUGAUGUCUAUAACAACGCUUGUUUAAGUUUCAUUUUACAUAAAUCAAAACAUAGCUUUUAGAAAUGAAUAAAUGUGUUAAGUAAGUGAGCCUGUAAGGAGAUUCGGCAAUUUCCGUACUAUUACGUCUUUCUCUGUAUCUGGUUUCGGCACUUUCCGGCAAGUUGCUACAAUGAAGUAAAUUGGCAGCCGGAAAAUGCCGGAAUAGUAUUAGGAGAAUACGUGAUUUAACCUAAAUUGUCAAAUGUCUCUACGGGUCUAUUGCCUGAAAUGAGUGUUCUCAUGCGGGUAACGUUAAUCCUUUAUAUUUGUUACUUUUUAGGUUUUUGAUCCAUAUGAUGAAUUUGAAUAUGUUACAUUCCAUUGUUGUUAUACAUUUUGCAUGGUUACUUUUGUCUUUUCUUAUUCGAGUGAAAGCUACAGACUCAGAACGAGAACAUGUGCCCAACUAAGUCAUUAAGCUAUUCAAUUUAGUUAACUAUAGGCAUUCCAGUAGUAUUUUAUAGGAUUAUAAAGUUUUGUUUGAAAAUAUGUUUGUUGUUUUAUAACAGCGUCAACUUGAAUGCUUUUCAAGUGUUUGUCAAUUGAAUAUAAAUGUUACUCACUUUUUUUUCUUAUUUCAAAUAUUAUUGUUUUACAUAUAGAGUGAACAUGCGUUAUAUGAUAUGAUAGACGUAUUAAAAUAUAGAUGUGUGUUCAGUUGCAAUAAAAGAUAAAUACGUGUAGAUGGUGUUACAGAAUAGAAACUAUAUGUGAUUUAAACUGCUUUUAAUUUUUCACUCUCAUUUAUGUAUAGAUUCAUAUUCAUUUACUACACAGGUAAAUAUGAACACACUCAAAAAUGUAAAUGCAUGUACUUUUUUGUCAUUCUAACCCCUACGUGUUUUCAUUAUAUAUUUUAGUAUUGGUAACAUGUGUGUAUAAAGAAUUACCAUACCAUACUCAUAGAUAUAUAAUUGUGUCCUGUGUCUGAAACUAUAAAAAUAUAUACAUGGAACAAAUCUGCUUGCGUCAAGUAACUUACAAAACACAAGUUUAAAUGUAUCGGCGUAUAUGGCAAUAUUGUUUAUUUCUUUAAAACAAAUUACACAAAUUGAAAAUAUGUAGUCAUAUAUUUAUCUCACAAAGGCGUACUAAUUUUGAAAUGCAACGAAGACGUAUAAAAGUAAAUUUGUAUUUAUCAGAUGGUACAGUUUCUAACUACUAGGACGAAAAUGUGUUAACCCAGAAGUUAUCAAUUUUACUAAUUAUGAGCUCUAAGAAAUCAUGGAAUAACACUCAUUAGCUAAUGUUUUGAGUUAUAUUUCGUGAAUGUUAUCACAAUUGUUAUUGCCCGGUACAACAGAGCCUAGAUUUAGGGGAAUUUUGAAAACAUAAUACAUCUUAUCUUUGUGAAAAAGAGCAUGGGUUAACCAUUGUGAUCAGUAAAUGCAAAAUACAUAAAAUGUAAACUAAAUUUCACAUCAUAUAAUUUAUGUUAUGCACCGUUUUCCUAUUUAUCAAAUAAUCAAGGCCUUAUCACGGUUCAGAGUUCAGAUGCGCGGGCAUUGAACCACGAGGGAGUAAGUCCGAGUGGUUAAAUACUGAAGCAUCUGAACGAUAGAAAUCGUGGUAAAUUAGACGAAAAACUACAACAAGGCCUUGAUUAUUUUCAUUCUAACAUUCUCAUUAAAAUGUUUUGAUAAAUACAAAACUGGGCUGCAUUUGCCUGAGGAGUAAUGAACCGGACGUAAUACGGCAACUUGACGUCAUAAUGCUCUCUUACCGGUCCGCGCGUCAGUCUUUGUUUAUCGCAGCAAAAAAAAGGGCUUGACAUUCUUCUUUAUUUAACUGGCAAUUAAAUCGAGCCAUGUUAGAAUGGAAAGUAUAUAAUAACAAAGCUGUCUGUAUAUAUUGCUUUGUAUAUUAAAUAAUUUAUACUAUGUUUUACGGGCAUUCAUUUUGGAUAUAUAACUAAAUCGAUAUAACUAGAUUUAUAUUCAUAUGUUACCAAUACUUGAAUUAAAAAAUAUCUGUGAUUUUUGUUAUUGAAUUUCAAAUGUAAAUCUCUUAUGCGAUGUACUUGUUUCAUUUUUUAUCAAACUAUUUAUAAAUUUGCUUCAAUGACCAAUAAAAUAAUAUUAUAA